AUGGCUUCCGGAUCCCAUUUCGAGUUCCUUGCGAACAUGAUGAAGUUGGGCGACUACAGCGACUUCACUCCGAGAUGCAAUGGAGAAGAAAUGCCGGUGCACAAGAACGUCGUGUGCGCCCAGUCCCCGGUGCUCGUAGCUGCCAUCCGUGGCGAUUUCAAGGAGGCAAAGACCAAUGCUAUAGACGUGGACUUUGAUGUCGGUACAUGUAAGCGAAUGAUCACGUUCAUGUACACCGGCAAUUACGAAGGGGAUUCGACGGCUGAUUCCAAACUGCUUAAGACGGAAGGUGGAGGCCCUUUUAGUAGCCUUCCACUGGACACGCAGACCGUCGACACGCAUCCCCUGCUCUGCCACUUGCGCGUCAACUCGAUCGCGGACUACUACGAAAUCCCAGCGCUCUUCCUACUAUGGUCCGCCACCGCCUUCACCGAGGUACUCAGAGAGGCCUUCACCACGACGGGCGACCGGCAACUGUUCGACAUGGUGGCCUCGCUAGUCGCGCAGCACCUCGAGGAGUUGACCGCGUUCGAGGACUUCGGCAAGCUGGACUUACCUAGCCGUUUUACCCAGAGCGUCAUGCGAAACUCCGCGAAGAGGCUUCAGGACUCCUCUACCAGGACCACCCAGGCAGCCGGCGCAACCUCUUUCAAGUUUCGGCGGCCCUAG
Molecule: messenger RNA, 669 nt
Organism: Anthostomella pinea
Lineage: Eukaryota; Fungi; Ascomycota; Sordariomycetes; Xylariales; Xylariaceae
Source: the annotation of a GenBank genome assembly